Molecule: messenger RNA, 2297 nt
Organism: Poecilia latipinna (sailfin molly)
Lineage: Eukaryota; Metazoa; Chordata; Actinopteri; Cyprinodontiformes; Poeciliidae
Gene: txlna
Product: taxilin alpha
Exons: 11
Coding region: 120-1745 (541 amino acids)
Molecular function (GO): syntaxin binding
Source: RefSeq, a predicted model, not a curated record
AAGAACAGAAAUCCAAAGUUAUGACCGGAAGUUAGGUUUUUCAACACAGACCUCACGCUGGUAACGAAGCCUGCUUCUUCACAGAUAACAUUAGCAGUUUCUCUCUGGAUUCUUCAGACAUGAAAAAACAAGACACGGAAGAGUCUCCCAGCAGUCCUGGUAGUGAGGAUGCUCCACCUACAGGUGAAGUCUCCGAGGCACCUCCACCUGCCGCUCCACCUGCCGCUCCACCUGCGGCUCACGCGAGUACAGGCGGCUCGGACAGCAACAGCCCCAACCGGGCCGAAUCACAGAGCCCACGCGCAAAAAGCCCUUCACAAACCAACGAGGGUGGGAAUGAAGUUGCCGAGUCUCAGUGCGACAUGGCAGAGGAACUGAGCCGGCAGCUGGAGGACAUCCUCAGCACCUACUGCAGGGAGAGCCUUCAGGACGACGCUGGUGCCUUGCUCAAUGGCCAGUCACACAGCCUGGUGCUCAAUGGGUUGACUGGAGGGAAGGAAGACGACAAAUCGGAGGAGGGCAAGGUCAACGGAGCAGAGAAGGAGCAGAAGAAGACUCAGGAGAAGAAGAAAGUGAAGGGCCUCGGCAAAGAGAUCACACUCCUCAUGCAGACUCUGAACACUUUGAGCACGCCUGAGGAAAAGCUGGCAGGCCUCUGCAAAAAGUAUGCCGACCUGGUGGAAGAGCAUCGUACCACCCAGAAACAGAUGAGGGCGCUGCAGAAGAAGCAGAGCCAGCUGGUGCAGGAGAAGGACAACCUGAGGAAUGAGCACAGCAAGGCCAUCCUGGCCCGCAGCAAGCUGGAGAGCCUCUGCAGGGAGCUGCAGAGACACAACCGCACGCUCAAGGAGGAAGGGAUCCAGAGGACCCGACUGGAGGAGGAGAAGAGGAAGGAGGUGACGUCCCACUUCCAGGCGACGCUGAACGACAUCCAGGCUCAGAUGGAACAGCACAACGAGAGGAACGCCAGCCUGCGGCAGGAGAACGCCGAGCUGGCCGAGAAACUCAAGAAGCUCUACGAGCAGUACAAGCUGCGGGAGGAGCACAUAGACAAAGUGGUGAAGCACAAAGACCUGCAGCAGCAGCUGGUGGACGCCAAGCUGCACCAGGCGCAGGAGAUGCUGAAGGAGUCGGAGGAACACCAUGACCGGGAGAAAGACUUUCUGCUGAAGGAAGCCGUGGAGUCUCAGAGGAUAUGCGAGUUGAUGAAGCAGCAAGAGGUUCACCUCAAACAGCAGCUGUCGCUGUACACGGAAAAGUUCGAGGAGUUCCAGACCACCUUGUCUAAGAGCAACGAAGUCUUCACCACCUUUAAGCAAGAGAUGGAAAAGAUGACUAAAAAGAUCAAAAAGCUGGAGAAAGAGACGGCAAUGUACCGCUCCAGGUGGGAGAGCAGCAACAAGGCUCUGCUGGAGAUGGCUGAGGAGAAAGCUGUGCGGGACCGGGACUUUGAGGCGCUUCAGGGUAAAGUCCAGCGGCUCGACAAGCUGCGGCGGGCGCUCAAAGUGGAACGAAACGAGCUGAAAAAGAAGGUUCAGAACCUGAACGGGGACAGCGGCGCCGGAGGGGCCCCCGCCUCCGACCCCGGGACUGACUCACCCUCCCCCCCACCCACAGACUCUCUGCCGGAGCCCAGCAGCUGUCCCGUCGCAGACUCCACUUCCUGUCACUGCAGCCCGCGGCCAGACACAGACGCCCUGCAGGAAGAGGCGGGGCCCCCGCCAUCUCUUCCUGCGCUGGAAUGAAGCAGGGGCCGCCUACCGCUUCCUCCUGCCCCCCUCCACGUUCAAACCACCAGCCUGCAAGCCGCUGCUCCUCUUCUGGAACGACAACAGUUAGCUUCUAACAGCGCGGUUAGCUUGUGUCUUUCCACUCUGUCCACUCUCAAGACUCAGCAGUUCCUCCGAGAGGAUUGACAGUAGAAACUCGUGAUUCACUUCAACUUUAGGGUGUGAACGUGCAGCUGGUGUUAAUAUGUCGACUAGAGCAGGGCUUAAGGAGCCGUUUGUGUCGACACAAGUCAAACUGGUUGUUGGAGAGAAGAGGUUGUUAGCCUGUGUGUGUGUGUGUGUGUGUGUUUGGGGUUUUGUCUUAGUGAUGGUGUAAUGGAAAGGGUUUCGUUCUAAAAGACACUUAAACAUUCACUUACUUACUUUUUGUGCGUCACAACAUCUCUAACCUGGAACAUUCUGAAGGUUCUAUAGAAGUAAUGAGGGAAAUUUUGGGGAUCUUUUUCUUUCUGGCCGCAUACAUUUUUUUUUUCUUUUUUUUUACUCUAGUCCGUUUUUAUGGUACAG